This is a messenger RNA of Ictidomys tridecemlineatus (thirteen-lined ground squirrel), 1733 nucleotides long. It is a transcript of the gene Cnpy2, whose product is annotated as canopy FGF signaling regulator 2. Lineage: Eukaryota; Metazoa; Chordata; Mammalia; Rodentia; Sciuridae. The record is from RefSeq and is a predicted model, not a curated record. Gene Ontology annotation, cellular component: endoplasmic reticulum.
UGCUGGCUAUCAACAUACCUUUUUGAAUGUCCUUGCCUACAUGGACUGAUAAGGCGCGUGCCUUUCUGUCCCUGUACACCACGCGGGGCUUCUGUUCUCGCUUUAAGCUACUCGGGUUCGGGUGACUUCUGAGGUCACGUGGAGUUGUUCGCCACGCAAGUCUGGGUCCUUCUGCGAUCGAUGGGGUCCUCGCUGCCUCAGAGCCACUCAUAAGCUGCCUGUUCGCGCGAGAGUUUAGAGGGGCGGGCUUGGGGUCAUUCCCUGGUGGGGGCUUGCACAGCUGUGCCUCUGAACCAGUUGGGUGCCUAUUUAGGUGCGGGAACCUGGAUUAGGCGGCUGCCUAGGGUACCCCUAGCGUGGAAAGCGCAGAAGGGGUCUGGAGAAACCUGGACAGCCCCUCUCUCCUGCAGCCAGGUGCUAGGGUUGGGAGCCACCGAGGCCAAAGUGAGAGUCCAGCCGUCUUCCAGCGCCUGGGCCACGGCGGCGGCCCUGGGAGCCGAGGUGGAGCGACCCCAUUAUGCUAAAGAUGAAAGGCUGGGGUUGGCUGGCACUGCUUCUGGGAGCCCUGCUGGGAACUGCUUCAGCUCGAAGGAGCCAGGAUCUACACUGUGGAGCUUGCAGGGCUCUGGUGGAUGAACUAGAGUGGGAAAUUGCUCAGGUGGAUCCCAAGAAGACCAUUCAGAUGGGAUCUUUCCGGAUUAAUCCAGAUGGCAGCCAGUCAGUGGUGGAGGUACCUUAUGCCCGCUCAGAGGCCCACCUCACAGAGCUGCUAGAGGAGGUAUGUGACCGCAUGAAGGAAUAUGGGGAACAGAUUGAUCCAUCCACCCACCGCAAGAACUACGUUCGUGUUGUGGGCCGGAAUGGAGAAUCCAGUGAACUGGACCUACAAGGCAUCCGAAUUGAUUCAGAUAUCAGUGGCACACUCAAGUUUGCGUGUGAGAGCAUUGUGGAGGAAUAUGAGGAUGAACUUAUUGAAUUCUUUUCCCGAGAGGCUGACAAUGUUAAAGACAAACUUUGCAGUAAGCGAACAGAUCUAUGUGACCAUGCCCUUCACAUAUCUCAUGAUGAGCUAUGAACCACUGGAGCAGCCCAGACCAGCUUGAUGGAUCACCCCACAAGGGGAAGAUGGUGGCAUUGCUUUUUAUAUUAUGUUUUUAUGGAAAUGAACUGAAAAAAAUACGAAACCAAAAGUUCAAACUGUGUUGUCUUUUCAUGUCCAGGAUUGGCCCUUACCUUAGGCUUGAAGAUAGGGGUUUGCAGGCAAUAAAGAAAAUGGAGAGGAUGAAUUAGGGAGUUGACAUAGCCCAACCAUUAAUUCUUUUGCUUUCUGGGAUGCUGUUCCACUUAUAGACUAGAUAAUUAGAGCUGGGUUUGAUGACACAUGCCUAUAAUCUCAGCAACUCAGCUGAGGCAGGAGGAUCACAAAUUCAAGGCCAGCCUUAGCAAUUUAGUGAGAUCUCAAACUAAAAAACAGAAAGGGUUGGGAUGUAGCUCAGAGGUUAAGCACCCCUUGGUUAAAUCCCCAGUACCAAUAAAUAAAUAAACUAGAUAAUAGAUAAGCAUUUAUUCAGUGUACACUCAAUACAAUGUGUUUAAAGUCUAAUAAUGGAGAAAAGAGGAAUAUCUAUGUAUAAGCAAGGGAAUGUAAAUAACUGUAUGAUAGUGUAGACUUCUAGAAAUUCCUUGUAUUCAUGCUGAUAAAAUAUAAAGACAGGGCUUAGUCUUAAAGGAAA